Ornithodoros turicata is the source of this 939-nucleotide messenger RNA. RefSeq lists its product as uncharacterized. The transcript has 3 exons. Lineage: Eukaryota; Metazoa; Arthropoda; Arachnida; Ixodida; Argasidae. Gene Ontology annotation, cellular component: membrane. The record is from RefSeq and is a predicted model, not a curated record. Bases 316 to 789 code for a protein of 157 amino acids.
CAGCUCGGGCUCAGUUGUGCAUAUUUUUACUAGAUCAAUACCAACUGUCUAAUGAUUUUUUUGUCUUUGUUGCCGCGUAACUGCGCACUGACCAAAUACUAAACCGUCACCCCAAACGUUGCAAAAGUACUCGACACGGAAUUGACGGAAUUACCACGUCCUGUCUGGCAACAAUUUCUGUUUAAAAAAAAAAGAAAAAGGAAAGAAAUGGCUAGAGGUGUGUAGCGUGUGUAGCAACGACGACUGCGACAGCACCGACUCUCAGCGCGAAGAACACACCUGAAUUAUGUUUUCGUCCUUAUACUCGUGCUGAAUAUGAAGGGGAUGACAUUUGCUCUGAUUUCUGGCUUCCUCGCUGCUCUCGCUUCCUUAUGUGGGAAGUUUUCUAUGACAGCGGAUGAAACGCAAAACUUGUGCGAGAUCUUAUCUUCUAAUUGGUUUUCAAAUGGAAGCUCUCAUUACUUUUGCGACAGGAUGGUUACGACGCUACGACUUUCUUUCUUUACCUUGAUGAUUACCUGCAACGCUGUUAUGUGGACCUUAUUCACAAAAGCAUUACGGCUUUGCACAACCACUUUGGAAGCUACUGUCACGAACACUGCUUCCAAUUUUUUCUCCACGGCUAUCUUUGGCCAGACCUUGUUUGGUGAACGUCUGACACUGCUGUGGUGGCUUGGAACAGUGCUGAUACUCUUUGGUCUUUUGCUGAUGCACAAGGGUAGUCAAGUUGGCAAACCAUGGCAUACACAAUACAGUCGGGAACCUUCGCAUCACUUCAAGAUAUCGUGAAGGAUGUGUGUCCUUGCCACUGCAUUCUUUUUCGUCAUGACAAGGCUGUUGUAGCUGUACUGUAAGCAGGGCUGCUGAGGUGUUUAUUUGUGGCAUACUCCUUUCGUUGCUAGCGCUUUUCGCACAUAAUAAACACAAUCUACCCUGGCA